CGCAACCAGCGUCGGCAGACGAUCGUCGUCCACCGGCCCGAUCAGUCCGGCAGCUGAGGGCCUCGUAGACGGCUGCGCUGCCCCGCGACUCUUUUCUGCUGCGUCGGCGAGACUUCGCUGUUGCAUCGUCUCUGCGCUGCUCUUCUCGCGGUCCUCCGGCGUCAGUUUGAAGAGUUUCAGGCGUGCUGUGCACCGGGCGGACCCGGACGUUUUGUCUCGCUGUGUUGGAAUUACCUCCUUCCCAUCACGACUGGUGCUUCUUGCGGGACUGGUUUCUACGGCAGUGUGAAAGUUCGACACUUAUUGGCCAGCUCAUUGAUCGCGGGACUUGCGGUAUCGGCGGCGUAAGCCGAGGACGCGCCUGUAUCGGACGUCGCUGACGAGAGGUACCGGAACGACUACCCCGUGUCCUCGUAGAAUAAUUUGACCGAUAAAUUUCACUCUGCUCUCGCGAGAAUAAAUAUCAAAAGGGAGAUUUUCUCUCCUUUCGCCGUCAGCAUUGCGACGGCUUUUAUGGAAAGUACAUACCCGAGUUUGGAUUUGUAUAACAAUCGUUCCUCUGGUGCGGACGGGACAGAUCGUCGACAGAGCUCGCAAGAGGCAAGAAACGGCAGCACAAGCUUGUUAGAUUAUAAUGCAGAAAAAAACGGAGAUGCGUUCCAAAGCAUACUUUAGCGACAGUCGCUCUCCAUGUCGGCCACCGCGCGUCUUGAGCGGCGGACUUGCCGCUGUAUUGGUGCCGGAAAACCGCGAUCGCCGCCGAUCCAGGCGCCGCAAGUGUGAACCCGACCGGUGACGGCGUACAGGACCCACAUCGGGGUGCUGCCGCUUUCCCCGCGCUGUGCCCGGAACCGGCGCCUGUAAUCGGCCGCACUUCUUCGGAUCGGGAACUUCAGACCGGACUCAUCGGACAGAGGGCUCUUCAGAUGGCGGCGCCCACUGGAGGCCGGUGUCCGCGUGGUGUCCGUGACCGCGUCGCUGUCUGCCAAUGCAACGCGGGGCGUCUUCGUGUUCGCCCGAGAUCGAAAGCAGCUGCCGUCGAGGCUCACCAUCGCCGGCCCACUCGUCGUCGCAUCGUGCAGGUCUGGGCAGCAACAGAGCUCGUGGGAAGCUGUGCUCGACAAGCAACGACAGUCGGAAUCGUCGGGCUUCCUAUUCCAAUGGACGCUAGGGGGCACCACUUUCGCGCCUGUUUCAGACGAUGGCAGCAAGUUCUCCCCGCCUCAGCUAUUCUUCAGAAACGCUACCGGCUCGGUGCUGCUGACGGUGUCGGCGUGGCCAGGCUAUCCUGUCGCCGGGCGCGGACGACGACAGCUUCGCGCCUCCGUCAACGUCACUCUACUACGAUGUGCACAGGUUCUCCGCUUCGUGGCUUCUCCCGCGGCCUUCGGUGACAGCAGCGUCUUCAGCGCGUCCGUGUCCGGCACCGCUCCACUGUUCGUACGAGCUGUGUUCCACGACGGGACCCAGAAACGAUGGACCACGAGACGCGACACGUGGACUGUCCGCUUCAGCCGCCUUUACGCGCGCACUGGCUCGUUUCACGUGACUCUCAGCUGCACAAACCGAGCCGGCAGUGUUACUCGCUUCGCCGUUGCCGUCGUGGAAGAGCCCGCCUUCGGUCUGAGGAUGAUGGUGCGCAGGCCUGUGUCUUUUCCUCUGCUGCCGCUCGGGGAUGCAGUUGAACUGGAGGCCGAACUCAUAUCUGGCACGGGAUUGACUUUUCUUUGGGAAGUGGCUGACGCAAUAUCAACCAGCGAGCCAACAAACGUGGAAACCCGAGGAAGAGCCAGCAUUGCGCGUCACCGGUUCAGCGCUCCGGGCACGUACAACGUCAGCGUGUCCGUCUCCAACGCCCUGUUGUCGCAAAGCGGCGCCCAUCUCGCGGCCCACCUCGAGCAGUCGCUGAGAGUAGUGGAAGCCAUCGACGGCCUGGCCGCUUACGUCAUCGGAGACCCCUACGUAGUUCUGCUGCAGCCUUGUGGCAACAGUAGCGACUCCGAAAACGGAGAAGCCGCCAGCAUUUCUUCGACGCCUCUCUCGAAUCGCAACACUGGACGUCAUCGUCGAACCGUCGAGCCCUGCCUUCGGAAGUGCAAGCCGGCCGAAAUACGUCCUCCGGGGAUAAUGCGCUCAAGACGCGCCGAUCACUCACGCGCAGGACGGCCCGCAACAUACCAGCACCAGUCGGUGACAUUGCUUCCUGCAAUCUCCCGGGAAGAAGGCGAUUCGCGGAGUCUAGAAGUCCUACUUAUGGGAGAAGAAGAGGAAGUCCAAGGUGACCUUGAUACCGCGGUAACGAGAGUACCACGCGUACUGCUGCCUGAUCGCAAGCCUCGCCAGGUGAACCGAGGAACUGCAGGGCAACGCGACGACGUCGACCGGCUGUCGACGACGACUAGAGACACCUUGUCGAUACAGAGCCCGGACGAUCGAGUGUCACCGAGUCCGACGCGAGAACAACAGCGAGAUUCAACGCCGCAGCGGCAGCAGCAACCGCGCGAAUGUCGUCCAGGCGGUGUCCAGUUCGGUGCCCUCGUCGCCAAAGGCUCGGACGUGGUCUUUGAGUUCCACUUCGGCGACGGCAGGAGUCGACGCGUCGAGGCGAUCAGCAGCGCGACUCGAGGUGACGGAUCGAUGACACAGCCCGCUGUCUCGGCCGUCGUGAGCCAUCGCUACGAACAUGGAGGACGUUUCUCGGUGUCGGUGACGGCCAGCAACCCUCUGGGCAACGUGACCAGGCUCAUCGAUCGGACCGUGUACGUGGGCAGCCCCGCCGAGGGCCUGACGCUCGAGCCGAGCGACUACGCCGUGGUCGUGGCCGGUCGCCUCGGCUCGUUCCGGGCCGCGCUGCGCCGAGGCGAGGACAUCACCGUCGCAUGGGAACUGCGCUCGGCCACAGCACCUGCAGGAAACCUACGUGCCAGAAACACGGGCAUGACGUUCGAGCACGCGUUUGAUUCGCCGGGAACUUACCACCUGGUGGCCGAAGCGAGCAACCCGAUCACCGAAGGGCUGCGUCUUCCUCGUCCCAGGGCGGAAGUCAAGGUCUUCGUGCAAGACAUGUUACGGGAGGCGACCCUGUGCGUCUGGCCGCCCGGUGCAGCUGCCGAGACGUGCGCGCCCGCGGAUCUGACGUUGUCUUCUGAGAAACGGCUUCUGCUGCGCGCCUUCGCGGUGCCUGCCACGGAGACGACGCUGCGCUUCCUCUGGUCUCUGAUUCCACAGCAAGAACACUACGUUACGGACGCCGCCGCCGUCAACCUCCGUCCCACCAGACCUGGAACCUACGUGGUCAGGGUGACGUGCCAGAAUCACGUGAGCUGUGUGACGUCGCCGGAGUUGGCGCUCCGUCUUGUCGAGCGUGUGACCAACGUGCACGGUAUCGUCGUCCUCGGGCCGGUGCUGGUGUCUCGGCCCACGCGGCUUCGAGCCCUUCACACGACGGGCAGUAACCUGACCUACUUGUGGAACUUCGGGGACGGCAGCGGUCCGGUCGCGGUCACCGACGGACCCGAGGUGUCGCACACGUUCACCAGAGUUCGAGAGUACUGGGUCAAGGUCGUCGCCUACAAUGUCUUCAGUCGCGCCGAGUUCGAGACGAACGUGUUCGCAAUGCUGCAGCCAUGCAACAAGCCCGAACUGCGCAUCCACCGCCACACGAAGGUUCGUUUCGACGAAGUCGUGUUCGUGGAGGCAGCCGUGAGCACGUGGUGCCCCAUCUCGACCAAGGUCCGGUACUUGUGGACUGUCCUCAACGCAACGGGGUCUCACGUCGUAUUCGAGCAGCACCGAAGUGGCGCCCUCUCCCGGAAGGACCUUCUCCUGCCUGCGGGAACGCUGCCCGUUGGCCGGUACCUUCUCUCGCUUAAGGCUCGCUUGGUGCCCACGUUCGUGUACGCCGUCGAGAAUGCGACCUUGGCAGUCGUGCCUUCUCCGGUGAGCUUCAGCAUAGCGGGCGGCUCGUGGCGAACCAUUGGCCCGUCCGCGGUCGUCAUCCUCGAGACCGAGCUCUACCCGCCUCACCUCACCGGCUAUAGAAUCACUUGGAAGUGUGAGGAUUUGAACGAUGGCCACGCCGACUGUUUCACGCACCCCUUCCCAUCAUCACUGGCCAAACGAAGCACCAGAACGAUGCGUUUACUCACUUCCUCACUGAACCUUAAUAUCAGUGCUUUCCUGUUCACUGCGACGCUGACACUUGGGAAUGCCUCCUCUCGUGUUGCGCAACAAGUCCUGGAUGCAUCUACAGCAAGUCCUCGAUAUCGGCUCAUCGAGCUAAAGUGCCGGUCAUGCGGCUUCGAGAGGCAAGUUCGAAGUCACGAAAGAGUGGUGCUCACGGCAUUGUGCCUGGACUGCGACACCAACGAAGAGCUCGACUUCGAGUGGUCACUCUGGCGUCUCUCAGAUCACAAGCUCCGUCACCAUGGUGAUGGCCACUGCUAUGGUGAAUGUGGCAACACUGGAAUAGAUAUGCACGACAAUGGAACUCAGACAGGUCGAACUCCUCACCGAAGGGCAUACGACAUUCAACUCGGCUUACGUCAAGCUGAUUCAGGAAGCCCAAUUCCACCAUUUCCAGUCUUUGCCAAAGGCACGGAAUUCGCAAAGAAUGGCACCCAUACUACUUCAGUCCAUUUUGAGGCAAUUCCAAACCACCAUGUCACUCACCUUGGAAAGCGACAACGUUCUAAAGACCGGGAAAGACACAGACGAAUUUAUAGCAGGCUUGGUGUUGCAUCUGCGGAGAGUACAUCGGCACCAGUCUUCAGGAAAAUCUUCAGCUGUCCUGAAGAGAGAAUUGAAGUCGACAGCUUUGAGAGAUCAUUCCUUCGUAGCGGAUGGCUCAUCCUGAAACCAGGAGCACUGGUUGCCAAGGCUUCCUACUCAGUUCAUGUCAGAAUUCGCCAGAAAGGUUCCAGCGAUGUCAGGGGAGAAGCUAGGGAAAGUAUAACGGUCAAAGAAGGGACUGCGGAAGGCUGGUGCGGCGUUCAGCCCCGCAAUGGCGUCACUCUGGAAACGCUCUUCACGGCUAACUGCUCCGGUUGGAAAGGCGGCCGCAAACCCUACACGUAUGUCGUCAACUACAGCCUGUCUCCCGGCGGCCCCCGGCGACAACUGUACCGCGGAUCUCAUUCCACGUCUUCAUUCUGGCUGCCACCCGGAAGAACCUCACAAAGCAACCACGUGUACAUCAGUAUGGUCUUGCAAGAUGGUGACGGGUUUCAAUUGUGCCUUCCACAGACAAGCAUGGUGACAGUUCUGAAUGGCAUGAAUCUUUCUGUAGUGAAAAACAAGACUUCCCACCUGUUACCGAGAAUUACCCGGCUCUUUUACAAUCAGCAGUACCACGCAGCACUGAACAGGCUGCAAGUACUUAUAUUUGUGCUUCGAAGUUUCAAGGCACCCGCAAGCUCCUUGCACAUGCACAAACUUGGUUUCUUGACAAACGCCUGGCGAUUUGCAGUGCGCAUACUGCGAAACAUGGAACCUUUUCCUGCGAACGUAGUGCAAGCUUUCAUUCAAACAUGGAACGUCAUUGUGGAACCCCCAUUCCUGGGACAAGAACAUGAUCUGAUUGCCGCAUCCCAGCUGCUCCAAUCCUCUGUUCGGGAUCGUCAGGCCAGUCGACAGGUCGCAAACUUUGAAGCUGUAUUGCAAGAACUCAUCACUGCUCUGGGUCAUCUAAUUAAAUCAGCACAGACACUGAACCUCCACACGUGGCACAUGUUCUACGAACACAUUCACAACAUUGAAGACAUAAUCAAGAACUUUGUUAAAGACAACUGCGUUCCUCAGGAGAUGCUGCAUUUUUCCUCAGCUUGGCUUGAGCUCACCGUUUCUGUUACUCUCACGGAUGUACAAUGCUCUGCGACUUCAGUAAUGACUGCUCCUCACCAUAAUUAUGGCGCAAUAUUGCACGACCCCAUUCCUCAAAACAGCAUGGAUGCCCCUCAAAAGCAGCCUACAGUUUGUUUUGCGUACAGAUUUCCUUUCCUGGCAUUUGGCAUUCCUCAACCAUCAUCACUAAAUCUCCAGCCGUCAAGUACGACAUCAACGUUUGCCUUAAGCCCAAGUGCCGCAAUUCCUGAGCAAGGGACUCACGUAGUGAAUUUUCCUAUUCAACAUGUGCAGCACAAAAAAGACUUUUUCCUGAAACCUGGCACUGCUCAUGUGCACAAGUUGACAAAUGUGCAAGAUCUGUCCCACUUUCACUUGUACGUGAGAGUGAAAAUGGGGCGCUUUGCUGACGGUCUUCAGGUGUACCUGAGCGAUGGUGCUGAACAGCUAGUCACAUCCCGUGGCAUCACAGUUCGUCGAACAUCUCUUGUGACAGAGCUUUAUGUUGACAAAGUAGCUUUGAAAGACUGUGAUAAUUGCCAACUAACCAUCCUGCAAAUGCCAGAACGCAUUGGGGAUUGGAAGCUAACGUAUGGUUCUUCAAGCUUGACAUAUGAGCUGGAAGGCUUUCGGCAACAGUGCUUGCAGUUCCACCCUGACAACAACGAGUGGGACACACACGGCUGCUCUGUUACUGGCUCAACGAAUGCACAUUUGAUCGAAUGCAAGUGCCAAGGUGGACACCCCAUCAUAUCAGUGAUCUGGGGCGCUCUCGAAAUGCAGCUCCUUGAACUGCCAGCACACGAGAUAAUUGGCAAAGAGACUAACUGGUUCGUUAUGUUAUUCUUGGUGGCAACUACAGCAGCUUACGCCCUCGCAUUGAGCUGGUUAUGCAGUGGCGAUGAUGGUCCAAGAAAGGCAGAGCACGUAUUUUCACUGAAAACGGCACGAUCGACUGCACGGCACCUGUACUUGAUCACUGUACAGACUGGGCCUUUCUUUAAUGCGGGAACAUCGGCAGCGGUGUCAGUCAUACUUCAUGGAGAGGCAGGAGAUUCAGAAGUCAUAAGGUUUGCGGACAGCUGCAAAGUUCUUCGGAGAUGUUCCACUGUUGCCUUCUUGGCUGGAACAGAUGUUGCUCUGGGAAAUCUUGUGAGUGUUGAAGUCUGGCAUGACAACUCUGGAGAAUUUCCAUCUUGGUUCUUGGAAGACGUGACCGUGGUACACUGGAAUACACAAGGAUCUUGGUACUUUGUUUUCAAUGAGUGGUUUUCUGUGAGCAGCGAGGAUGGAAGAAUCGAAAGGGAGGCAUUCGCUUCGAGACACAGUCCACGUUUGCUAAGGACCCUGCAGUGCUCAUUUGUACACGCACUCAACGAGCAUCACUUAUGGCACUCCACUGCGACAAUGAAUGUCUGCUCUCAUUUCUCUCGAGGCCAGCGGAUCUUAUUGUGCUUUUCUACAGUGCUUCUCUCAAGUGCACUAAGUGCACUCCGCAUCAAUUUCGCAUAUGUUGAGUCGGUCGCAACUGGUCCAUCAACAAUAUACAUUGUCGAAUCAGGUCUCAUUUGUCUGAUGUCUCACUUCGUUCACCAAAUCUGCACAGCAGUCUUCAGAACCUAUGACUGCGUGGCAUUGCUGCAGAAUGUCUGGGCAAAAUUCUGGAUGCUGCUUUCCUGUGUCUUCGACGCAAUGUGCCGCUGGGCAACUCGAGGACACCACACUCCCUCGCACUCAUCAUCCGGCUACAGCCUCUCAUCAAGUGAUGGCCUUGACGCACUGUACGACAUAUACAGAAUGCAGGCAGAUGGUAAUCGAGGCAGUGUUGGUGGCCAGUCAUUUCACACAUCACAACUCAACGAAGAAGAGGUCAGCUACAGUCACAGUACUGAUAAUUCUUCACAGCUGAGAAAUGGUCAGUUGCAUCAAGAAGGAAGAGUUCCUGCCCCUAGCAUCGAAGGAUCUGAUGAACAUGGAGCACCGUGUGGACAGAACCUGGAAAGCAGGGAGACCGAGGAGGAAUCUGUUUUUAGAUGUGCCGCAUCACCGUUGGAAGAAGCGUUGGCCAACUUGGUCAGUUUUCAAUGCCAGUACCGGAGAAAUGAUAAUUCUUUUGGAGAUGCCUACUUGGAGUCUCCUGGGAGAAGCCCUUCGCCUUCUCUUGGGGACUCUGAAUUGACGUGCCUUGAUUUUGAUACGAAUGAUGAAGAAGAUAGCGAUGACUCUGCAGGAGUGGCAUACAAAGUGCCUUCACUCGUGAAAACAGGGGCUGACUGGCCCACUCGGCUGGUUGGGUCACUUGGCUGGCUCUUGGUGGCAGGCCUCAUCGUGGGCUCUGUCUUCACCCUUGUGUGUUGCACUGAAAUGUUCCUGGCUGGUGCAAAUGUUUUGUGUUUCAAGAUGACAGCAGUGGCUGUAUUGUGGUCCAUCUUUGUGGUUUACCCAAUGCAAGCCUGUGUGGUGUCUGCAUACAUCAGUGCACGUUGGCACAUCUUUCAGAAGCCACAGAGUGCCUUAUUCACGCUUCCAUGCGCAUGCAACGAGGUGCUGCAGCGCCUUCUUCGACGUGUCCGCACCCCCCAUGCAGCCCCACAUCCCCCGCUUUGGCACUGCAAGCAUUUAUCUAAACAUCAAUCACAUGGAGUGGCCAGUUCUUUCUUUCGAGAAAGUAGAUGCCACCGCAUGAAAGUUCAUGGUGGACUGGCCACGGUGUGGCAACAGCAGUUGAGUCCUGGUCGUCUUCUACACCACUUGGCAAGAUAUCCAUCAGAGGGGAAGCUGGUCGCCAUAAGAAAGCGGUGCCUGGCGAUGGCGGCGUUCUUCAAGGCGACAAGAUAUUUUAUCUCCUCUGCAUUGUUGAUCAUGGUACUUCUGGCAAACGCCGAAAGUGAGAGUGUGGAAGCCUUGUACCAUCAGCGCCAGAGCACUGGGCAGCUCAUUCACAGCAUGAAUGGACUCGACUGCAAACCACAUGGCCUGCGAGAAAGACCACUUCUGACAAUGCUGUGCGAUAAUGACUCCCAUCGUCUGCUUCUCGCCACCGGAUCAGUUCUUCUGCAGCCUUCUCAGGUUUGCACUGAUGGCAAAGACAUGAGGUUUACCCGGAACUAUUCGUUGUGCCCCCAUCUCGUACAAGCAGCUCACCCUGCUGUGCACAAAAGUUGCCACGAACAUUCAGACGGCAUGGCCAUGCGUGAUCCUACACUUGAGUUUCAGCUCUACAAUCAUGCCCUCAAUAUACUCAGCUCUGUGGCUGUAGCUCCGACGUGUGCCUGCAAUCGGACCAACUUCUACGUAUGUGUUUCUGUGCACCUCCUCUCUUGCUCGGACACAAUGCUGACAGCAGGAUUCUUAGAGGUUUGCCUCGCUGCAAUCCUCUGCUGCAAGUUGAGAUUUUUGUGUUGGAGGAACCUGAAGCUGAAAUGGCCACUGCUUUUUCGGUUUUGGAAUGUACAUGAGAUAUCCGUUUUUGUGUGCGGUGCAUGCUACUGCGUUUGCCAAUUCUUCCGGGCAAGUCAUCGAUGUUAUGUCUCCUCUCACCUGGACAGCGAUGAAGACUUGUCUGCAGCGACUAAAGUGCUCUCCGCGACUGACAGUGUUUGCCGUAUUCUACUGGCAUAUUUACUGUUCUUGGCAAUUCUUGGAGUCCUUCGAGGUGUCUACGUAAGCAGGCAUAAGCACGCGUUUCCUGUCCUGCUGCAGCUCAGGACCUACCGGAAACAACUAGCAUAUCUUGUUCUCUGCUGGUUAUUCUUUGUUGCGUCAUCAUCAUGGCUGCUGCAACCAAAGCAAGGACGUGAACGGGGUCUACUUCGUGCCACUCUGGCUGCAUCACGGCGCCUCCUGGGAAUGCCCACUCUGGUUUUGGAAAAUGCUGGCGAGUCUGUUGGAAGCAGCGACCUUGUGAGCUUGAUUGGGAUGCUCACAGCACUAUUCAGUGGACUCCUACUAUCAGCUAUGGUGGCACGCUUCCUUCUGCAACGAAACCUUCGUCACGACCAGACAUGUCCAGUGACGUCAUUCCGUGAAUACUUCCACUUCCUCGGGACCAAAGCUCGCAUUCUGCGAGGUCAUGCUUCCAGCAGAAGCUCCUCGACAAAGAAAUCCAAUCCAAGCCCGCCAGACACGUUGAGACUGUUGUUGGAGUUGGAGCAACUGGUCGCGGAAAUGGAAGAAAGAGCAGACCGCCUGUUUGUCGUGCCAAAAGAAGAAAAGAUGGAACGCUGGCUGUCCCAGCAUCUGAGGGCGCCAUGCGUCCCUUAA
Rhipicephalus sanguineus (brown dog tick) is the source of this 10104-nucleotide messenger RNA. RefSeq lists its product as uncharacterized. The record is from RefSeq and is a predicted model, not a curated record. The coding region runs from base 1630 to 10104 and encodes 2824 amino acids. Lineage: Eukaryota; Metazoa; Arthropoda; Arachnida; Ixodida; Ixodidae. The transcript is spliced from 50 exons. Gene Ontology annotation, molecular function: protein binding.